AUGGAGAACAUCGACGAGAAAUAUGAUUACCUUCGCGACUGCGCGAAGAAGGCUGAGAGUUUUAAAACCACCAAGAGACGCCUGUCUCUUGAAACUCUCGAGCUGAUACGCCAGCGGUAUUGCAGAGAGGUGAUAAAGGAAAACCUCAGAGAGAGAAGUGCAGAACAGCUGGCUGAAGCUGCAGAAGCGUGGAAAAGCAUCCGCUAUGCCCGUCGAGACUUCGCUAGUCGCAAGACAAGGAUGAUUGCUCUCCGGAACACGAAGGGAGACAUGUCUGUCUCCCCGUCCGAUGGUAAGGAGGCAAGUGGACAUGGCUGUCGAAGAGAUCAGAGUAGAGUCGCAGAUGAUUUUCUCCAUCCCCCUUCUCGAUGCAUUCCAGAGGUUCUCCUGUCCGAAAUACGACAUGCUGGUAAGAAAACGUACGGCACCCGGUCCCGACAGAAUAAGACCAGAACACCUGAAGAGCCUCCGCCAGUACUCAUCAACACCCUGGCGAGGCUCUUUACACGUUAUAUGUCGGAAUGCAAGGUUCCUAAACAGUGGAAGACCAGCAAGACCGUGUUGUUGUGUAAAAAGGGAGAUCCACAUAACAUCGGCAAGUAUCGCCCAAUCUGCUUACUGUCCGUCAUCUACAAGCUCUUUACAAGAGUGAUCCUUAAUAGGAUUGAAAAUGUCUUGGAUGAAGGACAGCCAUGCGAGCAAGCAGGGUUUCAAAAGAAAAGGAUUCAGCACGAUUGA
This is a messenger RNA of Necator americanus (New World hookworm), 738 nucleotides long. RefSeq lists its product as uncharacterized. The coding region runs from base 1 to 738 and encodes 245 amino acids. Lineage: Eukaryota; Metazoa; Nematoda; Chromadorea; Rhabditida; Ancylostomatidae. The record is from RefSeq and is a predicted model, not a curated record. The transcript has 2 exons.